AAGGACAGAGUUCCAAAAAUAGUAACAAUUGGAGAGGGAAUAUGAAGAGUGAGAGUCGUGGAGGAUAUGAAAGAGACAAGAAAGGGAAAGCAGAUAGUAGAGAGAGAGAGACAGAGGGGCGAGAGAUCGUUCCAUUUUCGUUGAAAUUAAGUUUAGGGCUAGGGUUAGGGUUUUCAGUUAUCAAUGGCGUCGAACGCACAGCAGAGCGGUGCGAAACCAGGGCUGAGAAAGCCGGUGUUCACGAAGGUCGAUAACCUCAAACCGGGGACCAACGGUCACACGCUCGUCGUGAAGGUCCUGAAUUCGAACGCUGUAUUGCAGAAGGGCCGAUCUGUGUCUCCGCACCUCCGCAACACUCGCAUUUCCGAAUGUCUCGUCGGCGAUGAAACCGGCGCGAUCCUCUUCACUGCACGAAAUGAUCAAGUUGAUUUGAUGAAGCCGGAAUCUACUGUCAUCCUCCGUAAUGCAAAAAUUGACAUGUUUAAGGGAGCCAUGAGACUAGCAGUUGAUAAAUGGGGCCGUAUUGAGGUCACUGAACCUGUCACAUUUGUAGUUAAAGAAGACAACAAUCUCUCCUUGAUUGAGUAUGAGCUGGUGAAUGUCCCAGCUGAUUGACUGUGAUCUUUUGGCAGCUGAUAUAGAGAUAUGGGGAAGCUCGGAUAUCUAAAGGCCGGAUUAGUUGAUGUUAAUUCUAAGUUCUGUUAAUGUCGUGCUGCUGUAGUUACUCCUUUUCUUUACCCGGUAGAACAGAGAGUUUGAAACUCGUUAACAAAAUGAUAUUUCUUUCAGUAUUACUAAGAUAUUAAGAAAGAUUUCGUGUUAAUGAUAUGUGGUAUCUUGGCUUAUAAAUACUUUGCUUAUGUA
Molecule: messenger RNA, 864 nt
Organism: Cornus florida
Lineage: Eukaryota; Viridiplantae; Streptophyta; Magnoliopsida; Cornales; Cornaceae
Exons: 2
Coding region: 184-615 (143 amino acids)
Source: RefSeq, a predicted model, not a curated record